Messenger RNA from Colias croceus (clouded yellow), 1204 nucleotides. RefSeq lists its product as uncharacterized. The transcript is spliced from 8 exons. The coding region runs from base 83 to 1189 and encodes 368 amino acids. The record is from RefSeq and is a predicted model, not a curated record. NCBI's taxonomy places the organism in Eukaryota, Metazoa, Arthropoda, Insecta, Lepidoptera, Pieridae.
CAAGAGCGGCGAGUCAUUGCUCUGCGUGUGCGCAUACUUGCGCUGCUUACUUGCGACUUGUGACUCGAGCUUAGCGUUCAAAAUGGGACGAAUAUCACUAGCCUUUUUAUUCUGCUUAAUCGCACAAUGUAUAGCCAGUAGCGAUGACAGAUUUAUCAAGAAAUAUGCAAUGAUGAAGAUUUACGAAAGCUGCUUCGGCCCAGAAGUGGUGAAACAAAUCAGACGAGAAAUGAAGGACGCGUAUGCAAAAUGCUCAACACCGCCAUCUUUUGAGGAACCGCCGAACCAGCAGAUACCGUCCAUUUUGUUCGGCAAACUGCCGCCAGGCUUUGCGAUAGACCCGAGCACGCAAACCAUAACCAAACCAACAGAUGGCGCUAUACACAAUCAAGAAAAUGAAUUGCCAAAUCAAGAAAAAUUACAUGUACAAAAAAAUCCAUUCAACGUUCUACCAUUGAGAUCACAAUCGCCAUUCCCCCCACAAGCAAUCCCUCCAUACAUGAUCCCCAACCCCCAAUUCAGACCCUUCAGCAGUGCCUCCCCCUUCUACCAGGUCCCUUACAACCCCAUGAUGUACCCAGGGCUGUACAACCCCUAUGGCUACCAGCAGCCCAUGCCACAAGGGUUCUAUCAGCAACCCUACUACGCUAGUAAUAGGAUGUCUCGGGACCUCGACCUCCGCGACCGUCUGGACAUGAUCUCCCGACCUUCAAGUACCAAGGUCCGCAACAUCACCUGCGUGAUGCAAGAACUCGGUUACAUCGACCACAACCUGGAGCCAAACUAUGAGCAGAUCACGCAGAGGAUCAGUAACUUGCCCGUGGCCAGCGACCUAAAGGGCGACAUACAAGAUGGUCUGCAAUUCUGUCAGAAGUUUUCGCAAUGUGUACCAGACCUCAAACGCGACGUAGCGCCUCUAUCACAAGAACUUAUCAAGCCCAUGUUCUUCUUCAGAUGUUAUAAGCACAAGAAGUUAGAAGCCUGCAUAAUGAAGGACAUUCGUGAGCGGUUUACAAGCGAAGAUGAUCUGGAGACUGAUGGAGAUUUUAGGUCAUUGGGCAGAUCAUCACGGUCAGUAAGGGACGAAACACUGAAUGACCCCAGAUUCGAUGCCCUCGACGAAAUGGCAGUAUACCUAUAUGACUACCUAAGUGGGGGAAAUGGUCUUGACUAUGACUUAUAUUUGUAAUUUACAUAAAAAAGA